AAGGAAAGACUGGAUGUGGCACUGAGUGCUCUGGUCUGGGUGACAAGCUGGUCUUCAGACAAGAUUGGACUCGAUGAUCUCAGAGAUCUUUCCCAACUGAUUGAUUCUGUGAUUCCCCAGUGCAUGCUGUCUCCCCCUGGAUAGCAUCAGUCCUGCUGCCAAAAUUCCACUGCUCUGUGUUUUAAAUUGAAGAGAAAAUGUCACUUUACGAUGACUUGGGGGUUGAGACCAGCGAUUCCAAAACAGAAGGCUGGUCCAAGAAUUUCAAACUGCUGCAGUCUCAGUUGCAGGUGAAGAAAGCAGCUCUCACACAAGCAAAGAGUCAGAGAACAAAACAAACCACAGUCCUUGCUCCAGUGAUUGACCUGAAACGAGGCAGCUCCUCUGAUGAGAGACAGAUUGUGGACACACCCCCUCAUGUAGCAGCUGGGCUAAAGGAUCCUGUCCCUAGUGGUUUUUCUGCAGGAGAUGUGUUGAUUCCCCUGGCAGAUGAGUAUGAUCCCAUGUUCCCAAAUGACUACGAAAAAGUGGUGAAACGUCAGAGGGAGGAACGGCAGCGGCAGCGGGAGCUGGAGAGGCAGAAGGAGAUUGAAGAAAGAGAAAAGCGUAAAGACAGACAUGAAGCCAGUGGGUUUUCAAGACGACCAGACCCAGAUUCUGAUGAAGAUGAAGAUUAUGAAAGGGAGAGACGGAAAAGAAGUAUGGGAGGAGCUGCCAUUGCACCACCCACUUCUCUUGUGGAGAAGGACAAAGAACCUGUAGCAUCAUUCCCAUAUGAGGAGGAGUCAAGACCUCGGGCACCUUCUUCCAAAGCAGCAAUUCCUCCCCCAGUGUAUGAUGAGCCAGAGAGACCUCGUUCCCCCACAGGACCCAGCAACUCCUUCCUCGCCAACAUGGGGGGGACAGUUGCUCACAAAAUCAUGCAGAAGUAUGGUUUCAGAGAGGGCCAGGGGCUGGGCAAACAUGAACAGGGGCUCAGCACAGCACUGUCAGUAGAGAAAACAAGCAAGAGGGGUGGCAAGAUCAUUGUUGGUGAAUCUACAGAGAAAGAAACGGGCAAGAAGGCAGAUUCCAAUCCCUUAACUGAGAUCCUGAAAUGCCCAACUAAAGUGGUCUUACUGAGGAACAUGGUUGGUGCUGGGGAGGUGGAUGAAGACCUUGAAGUUGAAACUAAGGAGGAAUGUGAGAAAUAUGGCAAGGUUGGGAAAUGUGUCAUCUUUGAGAUCCCUGGUGCCCCUGAUGAUGAAGCUGUAAGAAUAUUUUUAGAGUUUGAACGGGUUGAAUCUGCCAUCAAAGCUGUUGUUGAUCUAAAUGGAAGAUAUUUUGGAGGCAGAGUGGUGAAGGCUUGUUUCUACAACCUGGACAAGUUCAGAGUGCUGGAUCUGGCGGAACAAGUUUGAUUUUAAAAAUCUAGCUCGAGGUGUCAUUGUUUUGGCAAUCACGUUUUCAGCAGUAGGCUGGGAAUAAAGAAGAGAGAAGUAGCUUUCCUAGCAGACUGGAAACAAGCCUCAUUGAAUGGAUUUUACACAUUCGUUGUGACUUAUGGUUUUUUGUAAUAUAAAGCCCUUUGAAAUUAA
This is a messenger RNA of Haemorhous mexicanus (house finch), 1577 nucleotides long. RefSeq names its product RNA binding motif protein 17 (gene RBM17). The transcript is spliced from 12 exons. Gene Ontology annotation, biological process: mRNA cis splicing, via spliceosome; alternative mRNA splicing, via spliceosome. Bases 198 to 1400 code for a protein of 400 amino acids. Lineage: Eukaryota; Metazoa; Chordata; Aves; Passeriformes; Fringillidae. Gene Ontology annotation, cellular component: precatalytic spliceosome. The record is from RefSeq and is a predicted model, not a curated record. Gene Ontology annotation, molecular function: RNA binding.